AAGUUCUAAAGCCGCUUCAACGAGUACAGAGCGGCAGUUCCGGUCCCUCGCGCUCACUUCCCACUCCAGUCCACGCGCUCUUCUCUCGCGAGGAACAACGCCGUUAUCGGAUCCUCGACAAAACAACACGAGAAUUCCUCAAUCACACGAUCUAGGUGUGGACAAUGUCUGAGCAGGACUUGGAGGAAAUAGUGCAAAUCACGGUGGAGGGAUUUAACUGUGGUGAGCGUACAGACAAUCAUGAAGAUGGUGAAGAUAAGCCACCCAAGAAAAAAAAGAAGCUCAACAACCAGGAAAAUCACAAUAACCCAGACAUCAGUUUUAUUAAGAAUAUGAUGGUCUCCUUUACGUCCUCAAUCAGUAGCCGGUUAGAAGGAAUUGAAUCAAAGAUACAAGCUCUGGAUGCCACUUGCAAAGCACUGGGACGUAAACUAGACAGUAUAUUGCCGUACACCAAGAGUACUAUUCAGGUUCCCAUGGUUGCAGGGUCCCCUCAGGGAGCCACUCAAACCUGGAACAAAGUAAGAUGCGUUGUUCCUCAGACAAACGUUAUCAUGAGCAGUGAACCCCAGAAGAGCCAGGAAGAGUCGCCUUUGGAGAACAUGCUCAGCAACACCUUACCAAGAAAGCGUCAGAAUACAAUCCUGGUGAAGGUUCCCGGCCCAGAUGAGAGCCAGGAGGAACAGGACAGUGGGUCGGAAGCCAGCGACUCUGUAUCCAAUUGUGGCCAAGGAGCCAAUUCACAAAACGGCCCCAACGUUACACUCAUCACACUUAAUGCAGAGGAGGAUUACCCAUCAGGCACAUGGCUGGGAGAUGAAAACAACCCUGAAAUGCGAGUGCGCUGCCCAGUGUCUCCUGCUGACAUGCUGCAUAUCACCUCCAACUGUCGGACAGCGGAGAAAAUGGCGCUGACACUGCUCGACUACUUAUUUCAUCGUGAGGUGCAGGCCAUGUCGAACCUCUCUGGACUGGGCAAACAUGGCAAAAAGCAGCUGGAUCCUCUCAUGAUUUACGGCAUUCGGUGCCAUUUGUUCCAUAAAUUCAGCAUCUCAGAGUCUGACUGGUAUCGCAUCAAACAAAGCAUCGACUCAAAAUGUCGCACCGCCUGGAGACGUAAGCAACGCGGUCAGAGUCUGGCUGUCAAGAGCUUCUCAAAGCGGCUCACCACUCGCAGUACAUCAGCAGAUGGAGGCAUCACAGAGGAACCAGCCCACAUUGAGACUUCUCCCCACCAGCCAACCCUGCACUACACUCUGGCUAACCAGCAGGUCCAGUUCCACCGCAUUGGUGAGGACGGCCAAGUUCAAGUGAUUCCACAAGGUCAGUUACACAUAGCUCAGGUGCCACAGGGAGAGGAGGUUCAGAUCACACAGGACAGUGAGGGAAAUCUUCAGAUUCACCAAGUGCAUGUUGGUCAGGAUGGGCAGGUGCUGCGUGGAGCUCAGCUCAUCGCUGUGGCGUCAGCUGAUGGAGCCGCAACAGCCGUAGAGGGGUCCACUCUCCCCCCUGACAUCCAAGUUCAGUACGUCCAACUCGCCCCGGUCUCGGAUCACACAUCUGCUGUGCAGGCUGCUGAAUUGGCCCCAGCCCUGCAGACAGACCUGGAUGUGAAAGAAGCCAUCCAGAGUGCCAUCCGGGCAGAAAACGGCGAGGUGGUCCAGAUUGUCACCUCGGUGGCAACCUAAGGGUUCCGAACUCUCUGCAGCAAUUCCAACCAUUCAUAUAUCAGUUUGCCUCCCCCCUUCCUUGUACACAGUUUUCCCAACCAGACGAGACAGUCGGGAACUGUCCGCGGAGAUCUUAAGCACACCAUUGUCUUCCUGAAGCUUUCAUGUACGGAAAUCGCCAGAUUCAAUCUGCUCUAAAUACACAGUGAGGAUUAUGUUUGCUACUGAUGCAGACCGUCACCACGCCGCUGCAUCAUUGCCCACACUUGUUUACAUCGGCUUUGAGUAUUGUUACAAUGGAGCCCUGCUACGCCCGAACCCUCCUUGACAGAGCCUUUUCAAAACGCCUUUUGUGUUGGUUAUUGACUGUAGAUGUAGUGGCCUCUCCGAGGAUUAGUUUUCCCUGCAACUCUUCAAGAUAACUACGUCAUUUCCUGGUUGUUUCUAACCACUCAGCCUUGUUUGUUGAACUCAGCGACAUGUUGCAUGUCAACAGUAGACAGAUUUGAAAUGCUGCCUGUACAAAAAAAAACAAUUUGUUUCCCGAGUCUGUCUCUGUAACGGCUACCCUCAUGUGAAUUAAUAAGUUUUGUGGUUGCCAUAAAAGGAAUCUUUUA
Messenger RNA from Synchiropus splendidus (mandarinfish), 2287 nucleotides. It is a transcript of the gene banp, whose product is annotated as BTG3 associated nuclear protein. Gene Ontology annotation, molecular function: DNA binding. The transcript is spliced from 13 exons. Gene Ontology annotation, biological process: protein localization to nucleus; negative regulation of protein catabolic process. The record is from RefSeq and is a predicted model, not a curated record. Bases 165 to 1688 code for a protein of 507 amino acids. NCBI's taxonomy places the organism in Eukaryota, Metazoa, Chordata, Actinopteri, Syngnathiformes, Callionymidae.